UGUCGUCAUCGGUGACACAGCAUAGUUAAGCGCGCGGAAUCUCGAUAGCGGCGGUUCUUUGGUGUCGUCUCAGCCUUUCUACUAAUAAUCAGUAAUUUUUCCUCGCAGAAACAUGUCUACCACCUUAAACAGGCAAAGGAAUCUGGUCAUCAUGGAUAAUAAAGGUGGAAAAACUUGUAUUCUUUAACACAAUUGGUCACAAACCCUGUGACAUUGAAGUCUGUGCAGCUGCUGCCUCUUUUCUGCUGUGUUCUACCCUCUGUUGGAAAACAUACUUGAGUGCUCUGAACAAUUGAAUGCGAUUCUUCUGUUGCUUCUACUUGAUCCAUCAACAUGUUUACUAACGGGUGUUUGAUAUUUGAAGAUGAUAGCUUUCUUGAUUCCACUGUGGCCAAGAUGAAUGCUUUACGUAAAAGUGGCCAGUUUUGUGAUGUCAGACUGCAGGUCUGUGGACAUGAGUUAAUGGCGCAUAAGGCUGUGCUGGCCUGCUGCAGUCCUUACCUGUUUGAGAUCUUUAACAGUGACUCUGAGCCACAGGGUGGGGUUUCACUGGUCAUAUUUGAUGACCUCAACCCAGAUGCCAUGGAGAUCUUGCUCAACUAUGCCUACACAGCUCAGCUGAAGGCAGAUAAAGAUCUGGUCAGUGAUGUGUACUCUGCGGCAAAAAAGCUUAAAUUAGACCGGGUCAAACAGAUCUGUGGAGACCACAUGCUAUCUAAAAUGGACUGUCAAAGUGCCAUUUCCUACCGUAAUUUUGCUAGUAGCAUGGCUGAUUGUCGGCUUCUGAGCAAGAUCGACAGCUAUAUCCAUGACCAUCUUCAGGAGAUCUCGGAACAAGAUGACUUCCUUAAACUUCCUCGUCUGAAGUUGGAUGUUAUGCUAGAGGAAAACCUGAACCUUCCGAGUAAUGGUAAACUCUACUCGAAGGUAAUAAGCUGGGUGCAGCGCAGCUUGUGGAAGAAUGGAGAUCCCCUGGAGAAACUAAUGGAAGAGGUGCAAACGCUGUACUACUCAGCAGAUCACAAAUUGCAUGAUGGGAGCCUGUUUGAGGGGCAGGCAGAGACCUGCAACUCUGAGGAUGACCACAUCCAUUUUGUGCAGCUGCCUGGUUUGGUUUUGCAGAAGAAGCUUCCUCGAGAGAGAGAUGAGAUUAUCUCAGGUGCCUCUGGUAGCCCUUCUCCCACCUCCAAAAGCCUUUUCAACAAGCACGAAUGGAAGUACAUUGCCUCUGAGAAGACCACCAACAACUCUUACCUAUGUCUGGCUGUUUUGAGAGGCGUACUGUGUGUGAUCUCCCUCCAUGGCCGCAGCAGUCCCCAGAGUUCCCCCUCUGCUACGCCUUGCGUGCUGAAGAGUCUGAGCUUCGAGGCUCAGCCAGAAGAACUGCAGGAGAGGCUGCUAAAGCCCAUGCAUUAUGCUCGCUCAGGCCUGGGUACUGCUGAACUAGAUUGCAUGCUCAUUGCUGCAGGUGGCUACAACAGAGAAGAGUGCCUGAGGACUGUGGAGUGUUACAACCCAAAAAAGGAUUGCUGGACUUUUAUUUCUCCCAUGCGCACUCCACGAGCUCGAUUCCAGAUGACUGUGCUAAUGGGUCAGCUGUUUGUGAUGGGUGGCUCCAACGGUCACUCGGAUGAGCUUAGCUGUGGAGAGAUGUAUGACCCCAAGGCUGACGAGUGGAGUCAAGUUCCUGAGCUCCGCAUCAACCGUUGCAAUGCGGGUGUGUGUUCCUUGCAAAACAAGCUUUUUGUGGUGGGUGGAUCUGAUCCCUGUGGUCAAAAGGGCUUGAAGAAUUGUGACUCCUUCGACCCAGUGUCAAAAUCUUGGACCAGCUGUGCACCACUGAACAUCAGAAGGCACCAGGCAGCGGUGUGUGAGCUAGCCGGAUCAGUGUAUGUAAUUGGUGGCGCUGAAUCCUGGAACUGCUUAAACUCCGUAGAACGCUAUAACCCUGAGAACAACACCUGGACCCUAGUGGCCGCCAUGAAUGUGGCCCGCCGUGGUGCGGGAGUGGCCGUUUAUGAAGGGAAGCUCUUUGUGGUUGGAGGAUUUGAUGGCUCUCGUGCUCUGCGAUGUGUGGAGGUGUAUGACCCAGCCAAGAAUGAGUGGAGGAUGUUAGGAAGCAUGACAUCGGCACGUAGCAACGCAGGGGUGGCUGUGCUAAAUGGUGUGCUCUGUGCUGUUGGGGGCUUCAAUGGCAAUGAGUUUCUUAACACCAUGGAGGUGUUUGACCCAGACACCAAUGAGUGGAGCCCAUUUAUAGAGGCAUUAGCUAAGAGCUGAACAUGGCAAAGUGAACAAAGCUUUGUAAUGUAAUUUGUUUUAUUGGUGUUUGUCUGGGUGCUGAGGAGAGGAAUGUGGGGAUGUUAGGAAGAAUAACUGAUAUUUUCAUAGGGUUGCUCAAAGCAACGUAAAGCCUUUGCAUAUUGCAUGAAUUACUGUGUAAAUAUUUUUCUUUUUUUGGUCACCAUGAAUUCCAGUAUUUUUAUAUUUUGAAGGUUAAUAAUUCAAAACUUGUUUUAGGCUUACUGUAUUCAGAUGCAGUGCUCAGUCCAUCAUGCAUAAUUUGACCUUGAUUUAUGAAUAUUUCUUUGAAGAUGAGAUGUAUAUUUACAGUUGGAAUGUCUUAGACCAUUGAAUACUUGGCCUUGUCAUGUUAAAUGGAGCCAUAAUGCUUUGGUGGAUUGGUAUCUCUUGCCUCUUUUUAGCGUUUUUAUAGAACACUUAUAUGUAAGGGUCCAAUUUGUAAAACUGAGAAUUGCACAUUCCAAGUUUUGAAAAAUGAAUUUGUGCCAGAGACUUUCUUUCAUUAAUUUCAGUUUCAUCUUAUUCAUUUCUGUAUUUAAAACCUUACUAGACCUGAACUGUAAAUGGAUUUUGUUACAAAAAUGAUAAUAAAUAAACCAUUUUAA
Molecule: messenger RNA, 2909 nt
Organism: Xyrauchen texanus (razorback sucker)
Lineage: Eukaryota; Metazoa; Chordata; Actinopteri; Cypriniformes; Catostomidae
Gene: ivns1abpb
Product: influenza virus NS1A binding protein b
Exons: 15
Coding region: 334-2280 (648 amino acids)
Molecular function (GO): protein binding
Source: RefSeq, a predicted model, not a curated record